AUGAAUUCAAAACAGCAUGCUUUAAGUCACGAGCAAGAAAUUAUAUUGAAAUUAGUUGAGUCAAAAUACAGUUUGUUCCUUACUGGACAAGGUGGCUGUGGAAAGUCGUAUUUGAUAAAAAAAAUUGUGGAAAAAGAAUCCGCUCGCGGAUGUUGUUUUGUGACUGCUUCGACUGGCAUUGCUGCAGUCAAUAUAUCAGGAACAACUAUACAUGCAUUUGCUGGAAUAAACACUGGAACAAAAUCUUCACACGAGCUCUUAGGCACUGUUAUAUCGAAUGAAGAAGCUGUUAAACGUUGGAAUGAUUGCAGAAUUUUAGUUAUAGACGAGAUAUCUAUGAUUGGAGCUGCCCUGUUCGAAAAGCUCGAUUAUGUUGCUCGUGGAAUUCGAGGUAAUUCUCAACCAUUCGGUGGUAUUCAGUUGUUGCUGAGUGGAGACUUCGUUCAGCUCAAACCUGUCAGCACUGAAGGCUGUGAAAAACAGGAUUACUGCUUUAAGUCUACUUUAUGGAAUAAAUGUGUAGAUUUUAGUUUGGAGUUGACAAAAAUAUUUAGACAGAACGAGCAAGAACUUCGCCAUCUCCUUCAAGAUGUCAGAAAUGGCUGUAUUUCUGUUAUGUCCCGAAAUUUAAUUCAUUAUUUAAGUCGUGAUUUGAAAUGCGAUCCUUUGGAUAAAGUUCGAUUAUUUCCUCUUAGAGAAGAUGCCAAAUUAGCCAAUGACGAGUGUAUUGAACUUAUUCCUGGAGAAAAAUUUGUCUAUAGAUCACAGGACGACGGUAAGGUGUCUGUAUUUGAACGAAGAUGCUCUGCCGUUUCAGUUUUAGUUCUAAAAGUUGGAGCAAGAGUAGUUUUGUUAAAGAAUCUAGACAAAUCAUUAGUAAACGGUUUGAGAGGAACUGUAAUCGGAAUAAGUGAUGGAUAUCCUCGUGUACGUUUCGACAACAACCGUGUGCAUGUCGUUCAGAUGACACAAUUUCUCGUUCAAGAAGGAAAUAUUGUUGUUGGAACCCGUAAACAAUUGCCACUUGAUUUGUGUUACGGAAUGACAAUUCACAAGAGCCAAUCUAUGAGCUUUCCUUAUGUUGAAGUUGAUCUUGGGAAGGUGUUUGAACAUGGCCAGGCAUAUGUAGCCUUAUCAAGGUCGGAGACACUUUCUGGUUUAAGGAUACUGAAUUUCAGGGAGAGAGCAGUUAUUCCCAACGAACAUGUUCAGAUGUUUUAUAAGACUCUGAACUCGUUUGAAGACGUUGAGAGCUGUAUGUUUGAUGUUAAUGCAUUACCCCCAAAAUGCAGAGAAAUUACUGAUAUGGGUAAGGUAUGCCUGGCUACAAAGAUAACAAUUGAAAGUCCAGCUAGUAAACCAAAUAUACCAACUCUUCAGGAAGAAUUUUCCAAUCUACAACCGCUUAACGUUGGAUAUCUACUCCCAGCAAUCAAAUGGAUAAAACUACAUGUCGUCAGUGAAGAAAUGAAUUUGUUUUUCAAUUCUUUGGGCCUUCAAACUGCAAAGAAUAUGGAGCAACUGAACAAGCACCUCGUCAGCUUCAUGUUGUGGAUUAUAGGAUAUUUUACCCAGCAAGCAGCCUCUAAGCAAAAAACCAAUACAUCAGGUACUGUAAUAAUAGACAGAAAGAAUUGGGCUGGGAUAAUCUCUCAGUUACAUUCUUUCCUCCGCUCUACUGAACUAUUGAGAAAGUGGGAAAAGUGCUUAGAAGAUAUGGGGAUGGUUGACAUUGACAUGGGUGUUUGUGGUUUACAUCGUAAAGCAUGCCUAGCCUUCACAAGGGCUAUGUAUGAAGCCUACUUAGAAAUGUCUGCCAAACAGACAAAAGAGAAGUAUAUGGAAAAUAAAUCCAACUUCAAGCAAGGCCCUGUUCAAUUUUCAUCACCAGAAUCAAUGGGUAAAAUAAGAGACCUAAGUGGAUGGGUUAUAGUGAAGGAGAGUCAGGCAAGUUUGUUUUACAUCCGAAGACACAAAGGGUCGAAAUGUGAAAAGGUACAGCAAAGAGUAAAACGGGAGAGAGAAAUCAAGGCUAUUUUCGAUAACAUGAAAGAGAACAAAGAGGUUUUACUGGAAACAACCAAAUAUCCACAGUCAAUGGAGCACAUAGAAAGGUAUGACAAAGGUAGCAAGUCCUAUGUCAAAGAUAGAUUCUUUGAAUUUAUGUUAGUUGCUGGAUCAUUGGCUUCAAGCUUGUUUUCUGAUGAAACAUUCCACAAGUUCAAACACAAUUCUAUAAAGGAAGCAUGGAACUUAUUAAUAUCUGAUGAGGAAUUAAAGAAGAAAUUUGAGAUUAUGUUUAAUGACUGUAACCUCAAUGACUCUACCACAUGUACACCUCAUACACCAAUUAGUAAUUGUACUAUUGAUGAAACUGACAAGACAAAUAUUAUGGAUAACAUUGGUAAGGAAUUGUUUUAUAUUUAUUAAAUGACAAAGAUGGUAAUUACUAGUUUAAAAAUGUUGUAUGUAUUUAAUUUUCUUUUACAUGUUUAGGUUGUGAAUAUACUGAAGAAAAAUGUACUCAUUCUACAGAUGCUGUAAUAGAUGUGCCAUGUUUUGAAUCAUGUGACAGUGAUGUAGCCUUGGCAGAAACAGAGUUCAUUGAAGAUAUGGAUAACCUUAUCGAUGACAAUAUUAUGGGUAAGUCGGCUUAUUGGUAAGGAAUUGUUUUAUACUUAUUAAAUGACAAAGAUGGUAAUUACUAGUUUAAAAAUGUUGUAUGCAUUUAAUUUUCUUUUACAUGUCUAGGUUGUGAAUAUACUGAAGAAAAAUGUACUCAUUCUACAGAUGCUGUAAUAGAUGUGCCAUGUUUUGAAUCAUGUGACAGUGAUGUAGCCUUGGCAGAAACAGAGUUCAUUGAAGAUAUGGAUAACCUUACCGAUGACAAUAUUAUGGGUAAGUCGGUUUAGUUGUUUGUUUAAAGCCACUUGGGCUAAUAAGUCACUUGCGUGGCUUAUUCUUUUAGACACCUUGGGGGGAGGGGUUUGUUUUAUUUGAUAGGGGCUUAUUAAAUGGAUUAUGGUAUUACAUUAGUGGAUAAUACCAUUGUCUUGAGUGCAAUUUGUAAAAAAAAUAUGUUCCAGGGUUUUUUUUCAAUGAAUAUCAAAUUGCAUCAGUCUGAAAUAAGGUUUUUUCUUUUGUACAUCAAACAUUUUAAUAAUAGGGUUGAAUGGAGAUACAGAAUGGAAUGAAGCCUUGGAAGACAGCAGUCCAGACUUACAGUUUUGGGAUGGAAUUGGCAAAACUAUCCAUUACCGAAUUCUGCACCGAUUUACCAACAUGUACAGUGCUGAAUUUAUUCGAAAAGUCAAACGAGAAGAGAAGCUUAAAAAGUCUGUUGCAUUGCGUCCUAGUGUUGCUGGUACAUGUUCCGGCAAGGUGAAAUCAAAACCUCCAAUACCCAAAGGCAUGCCAACUGUGAGUGAAAUCAUCAGUGAUCCACUUCCGAAAGAUUUCACUCACUUUUGUUUGAAGGCACAAGCACAAAAGGGUCCAGAUGUGUUUUAUCACUUUUCUCAUGCACAGUUGAGAUUCAUCUUUCAAGGUUAUGCACUACCGUACUCAAAAGACAGAAAAGAACACCAUUGUGCUGGUUUCAUUCAAGUGUUGAAAACCAGUGGAAAUGCAAUGCCUUGUCCAGAAAAGCUCACACAGGAGUCAUUUGACAGCCUAAAAAGGAAACGACCUCGACAACAAAUUCCUGCAGAUGAAUCCCAAACCGCAUCUAUAAAUAAUACAGAACAUCAAGAACUUACUCCUGAUAUGGAACUUAAUGGACAACCACGCCCACUUCAAGAAGUUACAAAUGGUUAG
This is a messenger RNA of Paramuricea clavata, 3816 nucleotides long. Lineage: Eukaryota; Metazoa; Cnidaria; Anthozoa; Malacalcyonacea; Plexauridae. The record is from the annotation of a GenBank genome assembly.